Molecule: messenger RNA, 450 nt
Organism: Mesorhabditis spiculigera
Lineage: Eukaryota; Metazoa; Nematoda; Chromadorea; Rhabditida; Rhabditidae
Source: the annotation of a GenBank genome assembly
AUGGACCUACGGCUCAUCGUUGCUUUUGUGCUCCUGACGCUCGGCACCUGCCGAAGAACGUACUGGCCGGUGCAGCGGUUGUUUACGCUUGACGAGCUUAACAAGGGCGAGACGUAUCUAAUCUUCUUCUACUGGAACCAAUGUCAACGUUCGAAUUGGUGCCUCCCGGAAAUCCAGAAAGCAGCCCAGACCCUGUCAGACGAGUGGGGCAUCAAGACGGCUUCAUACGAUUGGGAGGAUAUUGGCGUCGGGUCACUUAAUAUUGAUCAGCGCCUCGAGAAAAUGCCCGGCGUGUACGUACGGGCGAGCGACGGGACGAGAAUGAGGUUCCCCACCGAUCCUAUUGACGCCACUGCUGAAGACUUUGUCAACUUUGCCCUACGGUACCGGGACCACGCGAAGAAGACCGACUUUGGGCUGCAUGAUCACUGGGGAGUGGCUUACCGGUCU